This is a messenger RNA of Astyanax mexicanus (Mexican tetra), 2435 nucleotides long. It is a transcript of the gene cdc14aa, whose product is annotated as cell division cycle 14Aa. Gene Ontology annotation, molecular function: protein serine/threonine phosphatase activity; protein tyrosine/serine/threonine phosphatase activity. Gene Ontology annotation, biological process: protein dephosphorylation; cilium assembly; microtubule cytoskeleton organization. Gene Ontology annotation, cellular component: centrosome; spindle pole; mitotic spindle. The transcript is spliced from 15 exons. Bases 400 to 2115 code for a protein of 571 amino acids. NCBI's taxonomy places the organism in Eukaryota, Metazoa, Chordata, Actinopteri, Characiformes, Acestrorhamphidae. The record is from RefSeq and is a predicted model, not a curated record.
CGGCAGGGCACGUGGUUACCAAGCGACGUCUCUUUAAGAAGUGUCGCGUGAAGUUUGUUUGUCCGUGUUCUGCUGUGCGGAGAGACGCACGCGCACGAAAAAAAUAUAUAGUUUUUUUGUGUUUUUUGAAGACAAAUAACAGAAAAGUUUAAUUGAAGGCAGUUGAGAGGCAUUUUUUGUUUGUUUUUCUGUUUUUUAAGGACUUUACUCGUGGCCACGCGAUAUGGAUGUACUUUUACUGGAGCAGAAGCGCCCUGUUUGUGGAGUAGAGUGUGGUCUGGUGUUUCAGCUGGAGCUGCUGUGUGUUUAAUCCGCAUCUGUAGAUUCAGACUGGAGCUCUUUACAGAGUGUAAAAAGCUGCGGGUUCCUGUGGUCCGGCUGUAGUGCGGUGAAUGGGAGAUGAUGGCUCAUGAGCCGCUCGGAGCCGCUGAGUUUAUUAAAGAUCGUUUAUACUUUGCUACGCUCCGAGGCAAGCCGAAAAGCACAGCAAACACACAUUACUUCUGCACAGAUGACGAAUUUAUCUAUGAAAACUUCUACGCAGACUUCGGGCCUCUCAAUCUGGCCGUGCUGUACAGAUACUGCUGUAAACUGAACAAAAAGCUGAAGUCCUUCACUCUGUCCAGGAAGCGCAUCAUCCAUUAUACCAGCUACGACCAGCUGAAACGGGCCAACGCCGCCUUCCUGAUUGGGGCCUAUGCUGUAAUCUACUUAAAGAGGACUCCAGAAGAGGUGUACCGUGCCCUGAUAUCUGGAACUAAUGUGUCAUACAUGCCCUUCAGAGAUGCUGCCUUCGGAAACUGCACAUACAAUCUGACCAUCCUUGACUGUUUACAAGGCAUCCGCAAGGCUCUGCAGCAUGGCUUCUUCGACUUUGAGACGUUUGACGUUGAAGAGUAUGAGUAUUAUGAGCGUGUGGAAAACGGUGACUUCAACUGGAUAGUGCCAGGAAAGCUGCUGGCCUUCAGCGGGCCUCACCCCAAGAGCAAAAUUGAGAACGGUUACCCUCUCCACGCCCCAGAAGCUUACUUCCCCUACUUCCGCCAGCACGACAUCACAGACGUGGUGCGGCUAAAUAGGAAAAUCUACGAGGGCCACCGCUUCACGGAUGCCGGUUUCGAGCAUCACGACCUGUUCUUCGUGGAUGGCAGCACGCCCAGCGACCUCAUCAUCCGUCGCUUCCUGCACAUCUGCGAAAGUGCGGAGGGAGCCAUCGCUGUCCACUGCAAAGCGGGUCUUGGCAGAACGGGCACUCUGAUUGGCUGCUACCUCAUGAAGCAUUACCGGUUCACAGCGGCAGAAGCCAUCGCCUGGAUACGCAUCUGCAGGCCCGGCUCAGUCAUCGGACCCCAGCAGAACUUUCUGGAAGAAAAGCAGCACAGCAUGUGGGUGGAGGGGGAUCUGUUCCGGACGAAGCAGAGGCUGCAGUGGCAGCGGCAGCGGCGGCAGCAGGAGAGGGACAUGUCUCACCUCAUCUCCAGCAUGGAUGACGUCUCCAUCACCAGCAGCAUUAAUGAGAACGACUUCAGAGACGACAACAUGGGUCUGACUCAGGGAGACAAACUUCGAGCACUGAAAGGCCGACGUCCCCCCAGAUCUGCCCCGACUGUACUCGGUGGGAUAAAUCCUAUGCCCGGGUCCAUUGUUCCUCCAAAGUCGUCCAAGGCUCCUCUCCCCUUCUCUGCCGCCCCGUUGCCACGAAGACUCAUUCGGAGCCCCUCCUCCUCUGCUGGUAACCUGAAGAGCUUCAAACCCCGCUUAGCCCGUUCCCUCGGCAAUCUGUACGGCCCGGACGACUUCCAGGACGAGGAGGAGGAGAGCGAGUCCUCCUCUUCCUUCACUCCUUCCCCCUCCUCCCCUGAAUCCCCUCCUCCCCCCCGCUUCGGGUUCGGAUACCCCCUCGCCGACCCCCGCCUGCCUUCUCCUGCCCCGAACUUCAAUCCAGAGGUCAACAACAACCUCAACAGCCCCCCUGGACCCCGGACAGUCCGGCCGAUGAAGAGAGCAGCUUUCGGCCCUAAACGAGGUCCGGUUCGCUCCGGUCUCAGGGGGCUAACCGGCCGGCCCUUCAGCCGCUCCAUACCUUCCCUUCAGUCUGAAUAUGUUGAGUACUAGAGCCGCAGUGAUGCGUUGAUGCACCCAGACUCCAACAGAAGGGAUUAUCAUCAGUUAGCUGCACCCUGUUACACACGAACUGACGUCUCAGCAUGUGUGACGAUGAUCUUCACCAGCAAACAGCGCAGGAGGAAAACGCGUGCAUGGUCUACACGUCAUAAAAUCAUAAAAUCAUAAAAUCACAUUUGUAGUUUGUAGUAAUUAUGGUUUAGUUUUUGUUUUUAGGUCCAUCUCAGCUGUUUACUCUGUCUUCCAUAGAUGCUUCAUAUCACUCACACACUUCUGUGAUAUGAUAAUAAACUUUAAUAUGAUGUUCUCCA